This is a messenger RNA of Homarus americanus (American lobster), 639 nucleotides long. Its product is annotated as proline-rich protein 2-like. NCBI's taxonomy places the organism in Eukaryota, Metazoa, Arthropoda, Malacostraca, Decapoda, Nephropidae. The transcript has 2 exons. The record is from RefSeq and is a predicted model, not a curated record. The coding region runs from base 1 to 639 and encodes 212 amino acids.
AUGAGGCCACAGCCAGGUUCAGUACACCAGGUCCACCAGCCAGGUCUAGUACAACUGAGUUUCAGUAUAACUAGGGUCCACCACAACCAGGGUCUACCACAAUUCAGUGCCUCUACAAAUUCAGGUUUCCAGUAUGCACCAGGGUCUACACACCAGGGCCACUACAGCCAGGGUUCAGCACACCAGGGUCUAAACAACAGGGUCCAGAACAACCAGGGUUACCACAACCAGGUCUACCACAACCGGGGACCACCACAACCAGGUCCCACAUGUCAGGGUCCACCACAACCAGGAUCUACUACAACCAGGGUCCACCACAACAGCUACUCCAGGAUCCACCACAGACAGGAUCCACCACAGCCAGGAUCCACCACAAGCAGGGUCCACCACAACCAGGGUCCACCACAGCAGGCCCACACUCAGGGUCUACCACACCAGGGUCCACCACAACCAGGGUCCACACAACCAGGGUCCACCAUAAUCAGGGUCAAGCAUAACCAAGGUCCAACAACCAGGGUCCACUCACAACCAGGGACCACCACAACCAGGGUCUACCACAGCCAGGAUCCACCACAACCAGGAUCCACCACAACCAGGGUCCACUACAACCAGGGUCCACUACAACCAGGUUCUACAUAA